Messenger RNA from Capsaspora owczarzaki ATCC 30864, 2962 nucleotides. RefSeq lists its product as hypothetical. Gene Ontology annotation, cellular component: membrane. The transcript has a single exon. Gene Ontology annotation, biological process: chloride transmembrane transport; potassium ion homeostasis; sodium ion homeostasis. Gene Ontology annotation, molecular function: sodium:potassium:chloride symporter activity. The coding region runs from base 134 to 2929 and encodes 931 amino acids. NCBI's taxonomy places the organism in Eukaryota, Filasterea, Ministeriida, Capsasporidae. The record is from RefSeq and is a predicted model, not a curated record.
AUUGUUGUCUCACUUCCUGUUGUUGGGUUCCGUUUUGACUUUUUGGCAGUUUCUCAGAUUCGUCCUCUUUUGCCUAAAAAAAAAACACCCUCCUCCUUUUUGGAUUUAGCACUUGAUCACGACAACAACAAACAUGUCGGAACCGCUGUUGCACAUCAACGACGACGGAUCGUCCAUUGACACGUCCGAUCAGGGCAUUGAGCUCUCGUCGCUGGCCACAAAGCCCGCCGUGCCUGCGAUGGCUCCUGACUGGACGGAGGCCGCGCCCAAGAUGGCUGCGUACACUGCAUCGUCGCACGGCCGUGUUGAGCUGCCUGCCUUCCUCGACUUUGAGACCAACCGCGCUGCCGCUUCGCAAGCCGCGGCGGCUGUGCUGGCCGACGCCACCGAGGUCAGCCUGCUCGAUGCCAACCAGGACGAUGUCAACAACUCGUCGGAAACGUUUGCCAAGACCACCCGACUCUUGAUUGCCCAGAACAUGGCCUCGCUCACCGCCCCGCCGCCCGCCAUCAGCGACGAGGACGACGACAAGAACCGCAAGUACGGCACCAUCGACGGUGUCUUCAUCCGUGUCGUCGUCUCCAUCUUUGGUGUCAUGAUGUUCUUGCGCAUGGGCUGGAUGGUCGCCAACGCCGGCUUUUUCCUCUCGGUCGCCAUCAUUUUCAUGUCCUGCUACAUUACCGUCACCACCACGUUCUCCAUCACUGCGCUCUGCACAAACGGCAAGGUGCUCGGUGGUGGUCCAUAUUAUAUAGUCUCACGCUCUGUCGGUAUCGAGUUUGGUACCACCAUCGGCAUCCUGAUUUCCUUUGCCAUGAUGAUUGCCAUUGCGCUCAACACGGUCGGUUUUGCUGAAGAAGUCGUCAAGCUGUACUCGCCUCCCAUCACGGGCGCUCGCGAGUGGGACACUGUCCUCGUUGCGCUUGCUGCCAACGGCCUCAUUUUCGCCGUUGCUCUCGGCGGUGUCGGCUGGGUCAACAACAUUAAUUUUGCCCUCUUCAUGUGCAUCAUGGGUGGCUUUACCGCCUUCCUCAUCGGCACCUGCUACCGUCCCUACAACUUUUUCGAGGGCUACACUGGCUACUCGUCCGAAACGCUGAACGGCAACCUGGUCCCCAACUGGUCGGACGACGUUGACUUUUUCGUCGUCAUUGGUGUCUUCUUCCCCUCCGUCACGGGUAUUCUCGGUGGCGUUGCGCUCUCUGGUGAGCUCAAGGAUCCCGGCCGUAACAUUUCUAUGGGCACGCUCUCGGCCAUUGUUUUCACUGGCAUUGUCUACAUUAUGAUUCUCUUGCUCAACGCUGCCACCGGCACGGCUGUCGCCCUCAAGGACUUUAAGACGCGCUCGUUCAUGGUCGACGUUGCCUUCUGGCCGCCGCUCGUGUACGCUGGUAUUUUCUCGGCCACGCUUUCCACUGCGCUCGGUCUGCUCAUCUCGGCACCGCGUGUCUUUGCUGCCACCCUCAAGGACGGCCUCUUCCCCAAGCUCGAGUUCUUUGCCGCCCUGACCAAGUCUGGCGAUCCUCAGCGCGGCUACAUUCUCUCCAUUCUUGUUGCGUCGGCCGUCAUUGUUGCCUCUGGCGGUCAGCUCAACCUCAUCGCCCCCGCCGUCACCGUCAUGUACACUGCCAUUUACGGCAUCAUCAACUAUGCCUGCUUUGUUGCUUCGAUUGGUCGCUCGCCCGGCUGGCGCCCCCAGUUCAAGCUGUACAACAAGUGGCACGCGCUGUCGGGUGUCUUUGGCUGCGUUCUCUUCAUGUUCCUGACCAACUGGUACGCCGCCAUUGGUGUCUCGGUGUUUGCCUUCCUCAUUUACAAGUACGCCGAGUUCCGCAAGUCGUCCCUCAACCUUGGUGAUGCCCACGAGUCCUUUGCCUACGUUUCGACCAUGCGCUCGCUCUGGUCGCUCGAGUCCACCACCCGUCUUCACAUCAAGAACUACCGCCCGUCCUUCCUCGUUCUUGCCAACCUCUGCCAGGAUCCCAGCAGCAUGCUCAAGAUGGCCGCCUCCUUUUACAAGGCCCGCGGUGUCAUUGUUCAAGGCACCGUCGUUCCCGGCACCUUCACCGCCGCCAAGCUCCAUGAGGUGCGCCAGCUUCCCACCUCGUCCACCGUGACCAACCGCUCCAAGGCCUUCCACAACAACAUUCUUGCGUCCACCGCACGCGAGGGUAUGCUCUCGCUCAUGCAAAACUCUGGUCUCGGCAAGGUCCGCACCAACAUUAACGUGGUCGAGUUCCUCGAAGAGUGGCGUCAAAUCUCCCCCUUGCUCCUGGCCGACUGGUUUGAGAUUGUCAAGGACAGCAUGCGUCUCGAAAUGGGCACCAUGGUCAUUCGUGGCAGCUCUCGCAUCAUGUCCGACUUUGACGCCACCAAGCGCUUCAACGGCAACGUGGACGUCUUCUGGCUGGCCGACGAAGGCGGUCUCAACCUUUUGCUGCCCUACCUGCUCAUGCGCAACUUCCAGUGGCACGACAUCAAGCUGCGCGUCUGGAUUCCCGAGGGCGAGAACGCUGGCAACACGCGCGCCGAACUCAUGCGCAUCCUUCGCGCGUUCCGGAUAAACGCGCAGGCCGACGUUCUGCGUCGCGGCAUCUUGCCAUCGCCUUCCAGCAGUACUGCAAGCAGCGCUGCAAACAGCUCGAGCAACCUGAUGGCCAUGGGCUCGUCCUUCUCCGCCCCCAAGCCGGCGUCCACGCAUACCCAUUUCACACCCGAAACGGAGGUGGCGCACUACUUCCUGUCCUAUGCUCCGCACAUGGAGGCGAUUGCCCGAGACUCCACCAUGGUCUUCACCACCCUGCCCUUGCCCUUCCCCGAAACGACCGUCAGUGAAUACUUGCAGUGGCUCGAGGAGCUCGCUUCCCACGGGCGGCCAACUGUUUUCAUUCGCGGCUCUCACCACAACGUGAUGACACCAUUCCUUUAAAAAAACAGCGCCUUCUGCUGUUGGACUUGGACU